This is a messenger RNA of Momordica charantia (bitter melon), 1217 nucleotides long. RefSeq names its product transcription factor bHLH35. Gene Ontology annotation, molecular function: protein dimerization activity; sequence-specific DNA binding; DNA-binding transcription factor activity. The record is from RefSeq and is a predicted model, not a curated record. Gene Ontology annotation, biological process: regulation of DNA-templated transcription. Gene Ontology annotation, cellular component: nucleus. Lineage: Eukaryota; Viridiplantae; Streptophyta; Magnoliopsida; Cucurbitales; Cucurbitaceae.
GGAAAUUCCAACCAUACCCAAAUUCAGAGGCUCAGAGUGAUAGCAACAGAAAAUUAUAGAAAUAAAUAAAUAAUUAAAAAAAGAAAUCGUUGAACGAAAGAGGGGGAAAAGAUUUCUUCCUCUCCGUGGAAGCAAGAAUCAGGAAAACGACGUCGCCGCCGCCGGAAUAUGGAUAAUAUUGGAGAGGAUUACAGCUACUACUGGGAGACUAACAUCGUCCUACCAGCAGAGGAGAUUGACAGUUGGGGAUUGGAUGAGGCGAUUUCCGGUUACUAUGAUUCGAGUUCGCCGGAGGGAGUUCUGUCGUCGUCGGCGGCGUCGAAGAACAUACUAUCGGAGAGGAACAGGAGGAGGAAGCUCAACGAGAGGCUUUUCGCGCUUCGAUCGGUCGUCCCCAAUAUUACUAAGAUGGACAAGGCUUCGAUCAUAAAGGAUGCGAUUAAUUACAUCCAGGAUUUGCACGAACAAGAGAGGAGGAUUCAGGCUGAAAUUUACGAGAUCGAAUCGGGAAAAUUUAAGAACAUAACCGGGUACGGUUUCGACCAGGAGCUCCCAUUGUUGCUCAGAUCAAAGAGGAAGAAAACAGAGCAGUUCAGCUAUGAUUCUGCUGCUUCAAGAACUUCCCCCAUUGAAGUGCUAGAUCUGAGUGUGACAUAUAUGGGGGAGAGAACAAUGGUGGUGAGUUUGACAUGCUGCAAAAGAGCAGAUUCAAUGGUUAAACUGUGUGAAGUUUUUGAAUCACUGAAGCUCAAGAUUAUUACUGCCAAUAUCACUGCUGUCUCUGGAAGGCUUUUGAAAACUGUCUUCAUUGAGGCUGAGCAAGAGGAGAGAGACUACUUGAAGAUUAAAAUAGAAUCAGCCAUUGCACGUCUUAGUCUUAGUGAUCCACAGAGCCCUAUGAGCAUCUGAACCAAAAAAUGGAAAACGCACUGAAAAGAGUGAGUUCGAUGCAUGAAAAUCAUCUUGACUUUUGGCUGGGGAAUGUUUGAAAACUGGGUCUCUCUCCCUCCCUGAUCACAGUUCUUCAUUUUGCUCUUUCUUGGAGUUGUCACAUAAUUGUUUUCCUUGGUGAAAGAGUUUUCCUUUCGGGAUGGUUCAGAGAAUUCAUCUCACAGGCCAAAGAAGAAAUCAAAUAUAGGAAAUGUAGCGUCUUGAUGUAAAAUCGUCCAUGUCGAAUAGUUGAGCCCUCUACAUAAUAAAAUAUUGCCCUUUGACAA